Molecule: messenger RNA, 1869 nt
Organism: Aspergillus fumigatus Af293
Lineage: Eukaryota; Fungi; Ascomycota; Eurotiomycetes; Eurotiales; Aspergillaceae
Gene: fumR
Product: Zn(II)2Cys6 domain-containing transcription factor fumR
Exons: 3
Coding region: 1-1869 (622 amino acids)
Biological process (GO): regulation of DNA-templated transcription
Molecular function (GO): DNA-binding transcription factor activity, RNA polymerase II-specific; zinc ion binding
Source: RefSeq, a predicted model, not a curated record
AUGGACGUCAAUCGUAAGCGAAUGGUACGUAUGGCGUCCGCACAAAGGAGUGAGAUGCUCGUUCGACUUAGUGGCAAAGCCAAACGAUGGACUGUGGGGGGAGGGGGAGAAGUUGAAACACAUACAUUCCAUACAUUCUGCGCCGGUCAGAAAUCAUACAAAUCUGUGGUAAGAAGACAGCGUCCCCGAAUUGCUAGGCGUGAUAGUCGGCCGUCUCACCCCAUUGCCAACCGCGGAAUGAACAUGCUUGUUCACGACUUGGGCUUCUCUCAUCGAGCCUGUGACCGGUGCCAUGGCCAAAAGUUGCGUUGUCGACGAGAGAACAAUAGCGACACAUGUGUGCGCUGUGCCCGGGCCGGCGUGCGGUGCACUCCCCGGCCCAUGAGACUGCGGUCUCGAGCCCAAUCCACCAAGAACACUCAGCAGCAGCAGUCGCAAUCCCCUGCCAAUGGUGGUAGUACACAACAGCUUCAUGUCAAUCAAGAACAGGGCCCGAAUGAUACCAACGACGAGCACUCAGACCACUUUGAGUAUCUGCCGACGAGCUUGCUGGAUAUGCCGACCGACUUGAAUAUGGGGAUGGAUCCCUCCUCGUUACAGGUCGAUAUCCACCCUGCGCUGACGGCUCCCUAUGGGCCCGAAGGCAGUGUCCAUACGAGUCAACCGUCAGGCCCUCAAGCACCGUCGCAUCUGAGGACCGCUGAACAGGCGGGACAGACCCGCUGGAGUGACGCUCCCAAUCUCGACACGUCUGACGAGUUGUACGACUUCUCACUACCUGCUACGAUGCGCUCCUCCUUCCCCGCGACCUACCACAGACACCGCGCAUCGCUGGCUAGAAACAUGUCUCCGCAGCCGGCACACCAGCAAGGUCGAGAUGACAUGAUGGUGGACUUUGAUCAAGCAGAAGGCAAUCCGAGAGGGUCCGACGGCAAAGACUCACGGGCAGACUCGGGCUAUGGGAACGAACUAUCUCCAUCCGAUCUACUGCGGUCACCUUACGGGGACGCACCCGACUCAGACUCCGAGCUGCAGCCGCGGGGCAAUUCGCAAGACCAGGGAGAGCAGUCGAAUUCAAUUCUGGACACGCGUCACCAAAACAUGACUUCCUGGAUUCGCCGCCUGUCGGACACCAAUGUGCAGCUUCAUCAACACAUGCAGUCAAUACCGCUUGUCGGUACCGGGAAGAAGACGCGGGGGAGCGGUGCCGGCACCUCUCUGAGCCCUAUGGAACUUCCCGUGGAUUCCACGUUCAAAUUAUCCAGUCAAUACACAGGUCUCUUGACGAGCAUCUGUGCUCGACUCCAGGCGUGCCGAUCAUGCAAUGAUUCCCAGGCGCUAGCCCAACUUGCAUUGGAUCAGCCGUCCCAGCUGCUUGUUCUGUCGAGCUACAUGUGCCUCCUUGCAUCCUACGACAGGAUCUUACAGCACAUCGAGGCCUGGCUCAAAGUGCGGCUGAAGAUGGGGGUCAGAGGGAGCGCGAUGACGCUGGAUGACGACGAGAGCAGCUCCUGCUUCCCGACCCAGUUGCCCAGUCUGGCGGUGGGCUCCUUUGAGGUACCCAAGACCUCCUCGAUCCAGUCCCUCGUGCUGACGUGUAUCAUGGAGACCAACGUCAUGCACAUGCAUUCCCUGAUUAGCGAGAUCAUGAGGCCUGUGUCUCAUCCGGCCACUGGAUCAGCCUCGAAGACAGCCGCGUCUGGCCCUCCAGCCGCCGAGAAGCGCCCCGGGAAUGGGGCGGCCGAUGCUGGUGAUGGGCUUUCUACCGUAGCAAAGGUGACCUUGCAGGCGAUUGAGGCCAAUGAGGAUUCUACUCUACGGCUUGUACAUACUGUUUCAAGAUUAGCUCUGCAGCGUGUUAUGCUCUGA